AUGGAAAUGUCUGAAUUUGAUCGACCACUAUAUGUGUCCAGAAUUGCCGAUGAAUUGCCUGAAUAUCGCAAACAUUUUCAAUCGAUUAUCAGUGAAAUACUUGAUUCAAUGGUUGGCAACGACAAUGAUAUCAGUGAAUUGAGGCCACGAUUGGAUCAAUUGUUUGACUAUUUCUAUGUUCAACAUCCGAGACUCAAAUACGGUAUACGAUUUAUACUAAGCUAUCGUAUACUAACCGAUAAACAACAUAGCGGUCAACAACAACAACAACAACUAGAGUCCGGUGCCGGCAAUGAUGGUAAUACUCAACAGUCAAUAGUAGUCAGCAAUGAAUCGGUAUAUGCAUUGGCAGUGGCCGUUGAAUUAAUAACAAUGAGUUUGAUUUUAUUGGAUGAUAUUAUGGAUAAAGCAACACUUAGAUAUGGUAUACCCAGUUGGUAUACAUUGCCAUCAGUAGGAAUGUCGGCACUAAACGAUAGCACAGUUAUGUUGACGAUGUCCGAUAAAAUUGUUAACCAAUAUUACCAUGGUCAUCCUAAUUAUAUUCAAAUUGUUCAAUGCAUUCAAGAGUUUAUUGAAAAAAUAUCAAUGGGUCAGUCAUUGGAUAUGAUGUACAGUCUAUCGACAAAACAAAACAAAAAUCUAAAAUUAACUGAUUUCAACAUGGCUAUAUUUGAUAAACUAAACAAGUACAAAAACGCAUUUUCAGUCUAUGUCUAUCAAUUUAAACUAGCAAUUAUUUUGGCCGACAAACAACAAUAUGAUAAUAAAUUUGUUGAAACUAUUGAAAACUUUUUGAUAGAUAUGGGUAUAUUAUCGGGUGCUUUGAACGACUAUCAAGAUUACUAUGAACAGGGCAUAGAUAUCCAGGAGGGUAAAUGUACCUGGCUCAUUUGUCGGUCAAUGCAAUUGGCCGACAAUAGACAACUGGCCCAACUGGUGGACAACUAUGGACACGAAAAUGCCGAUCGGGUUCAACAAAUUUGUCGGAUAUUCGAUGAGUUGGAUAUGAAAUCGGAAGUUAGAAAAUUUGCGGACAAUAUGUUCAAUAAGUAUCAACAGUUGGCGGCCAAUGAUUACGGCAAUGAUUUACUGGUCAAACAAAUUGUCGACAAUAUUUCAUACGAAGUCAGAUAUUAUGCUAAAAUUUGUCACAUUUAUGAAUAG
Oppia nitens is the source of this 1167-nucleotide messenger RNA. RefSeq lists its product as uncharacterized. The record is from RefSeq and is a predicted model, not a curated record. Gene Ontology annotation, cellular component: cytoplasm. Gene Ontology annotation, biological process: trans, trans-farnesyl diphosphate biosynthetic process. Lineage: Eukaryota; Metazoa; Arthropoda; Arachnida; Sarcoptiformes; Oppiidae. Bases 1 to 1167 code for a protein of 388 amino acids. Gene Ontology annotation, molecular function: dimethylallyltranstransferase activity; (2E,6E)-farnesyl diphosphate synthase activity. The transcript has 5 exons.